Messenger RNA from Medicago truncatula (barrel medic), 1480 nucleotides. RefSeq names its product stemmadenine O-acetyltransferase. Lineage: Eukaryota; Viridiplantae; Streptophyta; Magnoliopsida; Fabales; Fabaceae. The record is from RefSeq and is a predicted model, not a curated record. The transcript has a single exon. Bases 66 to 1385 code for a protein of 439 amino acids.
CACUUGUGAUAUAGUUAUGUCAAUACAUUCAAUCAAUAUACAAGUCAUAGCAUAGAUUGAUUACCAUGGAAAUAGAAUUACUUUCAAGAGAAACCAUCAAACCUUCAUCACCAACUCCUUCUCACCUUAAACUUUAUCCACUUUCUUUCAUAGACAACAUUGUUUGCAGUAACUAUCUGCCAUUACUUUACUUUUACAACCCAAACGGAAAUAGAGAUCAAAAUUCAAAAACAUCACAACUCCGAAAAUCCUUAUCUCAACUUCUAUCUAAAUACUAUCAUUUUGCUGGUAGGAUUAAAGAUAAAAUUACCAUUGAAUGUAAUGAUCAAGGUGUGUUAUUUUUGGUCACAAAGGUAAAAAACAAACUUUCAGAGAUUGUUCAAAAUCCCACUGAAAAAUUGUUAAACCCUUUGUUCCCUGAUGAAUUACAAUGGAAAGAAAUGGAUUGGAGAGCGAGUUUUAUAGCCAUUCAAGUAAAUUGGUUUGCAUGCGGAGGAAUGGUAAUAAGUAUUUGCAUUAGUCACAAAAUUGGUGAUGCUGCAACCAUUUUCAACUUCAUGAAUGAUUGGGCCAUUAUCUACCAAAAGUUUGAUGAAGAUGAAAAAGAUUUAUUAAGUUUACUUGAUGCAGGGGGGACAAUUUUUCCACAAAGGGAUUUACCUAUUUUCCCAGAAAAUGUGUUAAAGAGAGAAAACAAUGUUGAGUUUAAAAGGUUUGUUUUUCAACCUGCGAUGAUCAAGUCUCUUAAGGCAAUGGUAACUUCUAGUUCCAUGCCUUCUCCCACACGCGUGCAAGUUGUAAUUGCAUGGAUUUACAAGCAUGCUGUAUCAAUAAUGGGGUUAAAUUUCCAGACGGCUUCGUUUUACAUGGUUGUGAAUCUACGCAAAAGAAUGGUUCCUCCGUUGUCUGAAAAAUGUGUAGGGAACAUACUUUGGUUUUCGUCUAUGAUGAUGACAAAUAAGAAGGAAAUGAAACUAGAAGAGUUGGUAUGCAAAAUAAAAGAAGGGUUAUCUGAAUGUUGUGACGUUUAUCCUAAAAUGUUUAGAGAGAUAGGGAAAAACAAUUUGUUGAUAUCUGAGUGCUUGAAGCAAGCUACAGAACCUCAAUCCGAAAAUAAAAAUGUGUUUGGUUUUAGUAGUUGGUGUAGGUUUCCAAUGUAUGAAGCAGAUUUUGGAUGGGGAAAACCAAUAUGGAUCACCACUACUGGUUGUUCUUCAAAGAAUAAUAUUCUUCUAAUGGAUACAAGAGAUGGAGAUGGCAUUGAAGCUGUUGUGAACAUGGAAGAGAAAUAUAUGGCUAAAUUUGAACAUGAUUUUGAGCUUCUUCAAUAUGCCUCUCUUAAUCCAAACAAUGUUGGAAGUGAUGACUGUGUGCUCCGUUCUUGAGCUCUCUCAACUUCUUUAAAUGUUGGUCCAUGUAUGUAAAGUGUGGAUGUGAAUUAAAGUUCUUCAAUAAGCAUCGAAUUGCGAAUGUGUUAAAA